ACCGCCCUCCUCAGGGGACCCGUCUGGCCCGGCCAGUCUGGCCACGACCCCGCGGCCAGCGUCGUUUCAUUUGCUCAGGCUCCCAUUUGCUCGCAUCACCUCUCCAACCUCUACACGUGUUGCCAUGUCGUCGUGUUGAGCCGCGACUCGAACUCACCUCUCUCGCCCCGGCCACACCGUCUCGUCACAGCCGGUCUCCUCGAAAGUCUCGAUCCGGUCGUCGUCAAGACGCUGUACCCACGCGACGUGCAGACAAAGCAUUCAACACGUCAAGGUGAGCAGAGGAAGCAGGCGAACGAGGCGCUCAGACGUGACGACAACCCAACACUCCUGUACCAUAACCCUGCCCCGCUUCUUCUCACCCUCUUCGUCGCCCUCCUCUUGCGUCAGGCCAGUCUGAAAGAGCCUCCCGCAGUCCCGGUCUGA
Protopolystoma xenopodis is the source of this 426-nucleotide messenger RNA. Lineage: Eukaryota; Metazoa; Platyhelminthes; Monogenea; Polystomatidea; Polystomatidae. The record is from the annotation of a GenBank genome assembly.